UUUGUUGCAGGCGUUCCUGCAGUGCGCUGCGAGUUGUGGAGACGCCUUCCUGUCACUGGGUGUAAGUGCAGCUCAGUGCUGCUCUGCUGCUCGGAUCAGUGAUGCUGGGCUCCAAAUGGACGCUCUUCACCUCCGGAGAGAGAAUCAGCUGAAGCUGGUUGGGAGCCAGUGAUGCUGCGCGUUUAGAUAUCAGCGUUCGAGGACCGUGUUAUAAGAUCCUGCGCGGGUUUUGUCUCAUUUUCCUUAGAACAAAAAAUGUUUCCUUCGUGCUAUUCCAAGCCCAAGAAUGGGUCUCAGUUUAAGAUGUCUUACACCAAAGUGAUAUUUGGGGUGUUGGUCGUCUAUGUGCUCCAUACGUGCUGGGCCAUUUAUGGCUUCGUGCACACAAAACCGUGUGACCCAGCAAAAGGAGAUGACUGCGUUACAUCUUACCUCAGCGGCAAACCUCGACUGCAGCUCAGCAUGUAUUCGAGCCUGGACCCCAGUGACGAGGCAGCACACAAACUCCUGCUCAGAGUGGACAAAUUCGAAAUUCAUUCCAAGCUUGAAAGGAAGGUCAGUGUGUCUUUGCCUGAAGUGACCCAUAAGAACGGGACCCUCCAUGCAGUGGUGUUUGUGCACAAGAGUGGAGUAUCUCCAUGGAAGGAUAGUAAGCACGUGCGACUUGUGGCUCGCCUCACUUCUCAAAUGCUUCCUGUUCCUCCUGUGGGCAGUGUCAGCUCUGCUAGAGACUCUCAGAAGGGGACAGGAGACCAAAGGCUUGUUUCAUACUGGAAAUCACGCAUUACUCUUAACAUGAUGACAGAGGACUUCACUUUUAAUAAUGCUGCAGUACCCAGUGACCUGCGGAGGUACAUGAAAAUAGUUGAAGAUGGGAAGAAGGAGAAAAAGAAAAUAUAUCUUCCCCUUUUACUCGUUGAUGAAAUGAGAAGCAGACUAAAGGAUCUAAUCAUAAACAGCACUACAAAAACCGUCUCACUCACUAUAUCAUACGAUACAAUAACUCUUCGGAAAUUCAGAAUAUGGAUCCACAUCCAAGCUGUGAUAUACUCACUCAAACAUUUUGGAUUUUCUGAGCAGAACCUUGAUGAAAUAAAAGCCAUGUUUGUUGAAACUGGCCUUCACAUUUUGGCUUUGUCCAUCCUGGUGCCUGCAUUCCAUCUCUCAUUUGAAGUGUUUGCUUUCAAAAAUGAUGUGAGUUUCUGGCGAGGGAAGAAAAGUUUAGCUGGCAUCUCCAGGCGAUCACUGAUCUGGAGGUGUUUCAGCACUGUUGUGAUAUUCCUCCAUCUGUUAGAAGAGCAAACCAGCUGGCUCACCCUCAUCCCCAUGGGAAUUGCAACUUUAAUUGAGCUUUGGAAAGUCAGCAGAGUCUUUGCAGUUCAGCCUAGUUUUAAAGAUGAUAGAGUAUAUGAGAUGGAGCGAGCAACAGAAGAACAUGAUUCCAAGGCAAUGAAAUUCCUGUCAUAUUUAUUGUAUCCGCUGUGCAUCAGUGGGGUCAUGUACUCAUUCUUAUAUCUCAAGAAUAAAAGCUGGUACUUUUGGAUCAUCAACAGUCUCGUCAGUGGAGUUUAUGCGUUUGGAUUCCUUUCUAUGGUUCCUCAAUUAUAUGUUAAUUACAAGUUAAAAUCAGUUGUCCAUCUUCCGAUGUCAGUAUUACUCUACAAGGGGUUGAACACAUUCAUAAGUGAUGUAUUUAGUGGGGUUAUAACUACUCCUGGCCCCCAUCAGUUGGCUUGUUUCAGAGAUGACGUUGUCUUCCUCAUCUACCUCUACCAGCGCAGGAUUUACCCUUUGAACAAAUCUCGAGGUCGGGACUAUGGGGCAUCAUACAGAAAGAAGCCUAAAGGAAAAGCACAUGAGGACUGAGUGCAUCAGAAGAGGCAUAGGAAGAGCUGAAGCAGCAUGCAUGCUAUUCUAAGGAGCUGCACACUCCUCGAGUGUGAAUAUGGAAGAUAUCUGAAAACCAUCUGUCCCAAUUACUCUUUUGACUGCUGGACCUGAAUCUUUCUGUAGUUUGCAGUCUACAGUCUACUAAAAGUUUGUUCUACAGCUCAAAAGCCCAUAGCUACUGAAAUCUUACUGCAGCUCCACUGCAUGAAAGUCUUCUAUUGAACAAAACUGGAGGUUAGCCUUACUUUACCUCCUUCAGCUUGCAGGGCAUUCUAAAACCCAACAGAAGAUACUUGUUCAUAUCUACAUUUAAGCCUAAUUAACCUGUGAAUUUCUCUAGACACCGUAAACAUAAGGUGUUGCCUGCUACACUACAGUGAUCCACACGAUGUACACAAUUAUUUGGCUAUUGUCAACACAAAAUGAAAAUGGCUUCUCAUAAAUCUAGCCAGGCUGCAUAAUAGUGCCAAAAUCAUGAAUCUGACCAACUAACCUACUUCAGUUCAAUAAAUGUAUAGUCUGCAGCCCACAGCAGUAUAAUAAUAAUAAUGUUUAUUCUCAUCUGUACAGUUGCAUGAGAAUUGAACUGCAAGAGGCUUUCAGUUUACAUCUCAAUGGACAGACACAGUCUUUGUCUGCAGUUAUCCCCUGUGACUUAAACCGCUCUAGUGUUUCUAACUGGAUUCGUCACUGAGGUAGAUGCCAAUGUAUGUACUGUACAGAAGUCUUGGGGCAAAUUGUAUUGUACCUUUACCUAUAAGGCUUUACCUAUAAUGUACUGUAUGAAAGUGUUUGAAAUGCCAGUUUACAUACCAUCUGAUCCAUUUCAAUUGAUCUGGUUUAUUUAAAUUCUCAGUAUUUCAACAGCAAAGAAAAAUCUAAUUUACACAAUGAUCCGCUUACCCUGAAUGAAUGAAGUCAAUCAGCCAAGGCAUCUUUGGUGUCCAGAUUUUGCUUCUGUAGUUUAAAACUGGAGCUGCAAGUCUAAUGUUGCUAUUGACUGGAAGUCAGUCACACAAUUUUUUUUUAAAUACUUCCUCAAAACUUCUCUCAACCCAAUCACACUGCACCCAAGCCUUUAUUAAAGUGGCUCAAACCUGCGGAUGCUGAUGUCAAUACGACUUAUGAACUAUAAACUUUAAAAAUGUAAUCUUCACGACUACUGCAGUCAUUUCAGACAACACUAGGUCUGUUGUUCACAAAACAGUUGUAAACUAUAGGACUGAUCUUCGAUCAGACUCCUCUGUAUUUAUGAUGGUCACAACCAAAAAACUGAUUCUAGAUUGGCACACCUACUCCUGCACUAGUAUUUGAAUACAGAUCCUGGUGUCUAAAAAGGCAGUCCACAGUGAGUGGCUACACCGUGUGUUUUUGUUUAUUUUUAUAGAGCACGGUAAGUACUUCUAUGUUUUAAACUACAUGAACAAGUCUGCAAGACCUUAAUGAAGACCUCAAUAAAGGUUUAAAAAGGUGGUGAGAAGGUCUUGGGGUGUAUUUACGGAAAAGAUUUGGGUGACUAUUGUUUUCUUAAGUUUGUUAUCAAUCUUAGAUUUGCAGUUCCAGCUCUAAAUUAAGGAAGCAACAAAACUUGGAUAUGUCCCAAACAUGUCUUGGCUGCAUCUACAGUGAUUGGGAAAUCAUGGGAAUUUGAUUUUUUUUUUUAUGUAACUAUUCCUUUAAUCAUUAUGUCUGACAAAGCAUCUUUAUCUUCUUGAAUUUCAACUGAAACUGAGCAAUUGACUUCAUAGAGAAGAAAGAAAUGUCAGUUUUUGUUGUCAG
This is a messenger RNA of Pygocentrus nattereri (red-bellied piranha), 3669 nucleotides long. Its product is annotated as cleft lip and palate transmembrane protein 1-like protein. Gene Ontology annotation, cellular component: membrane; endomembrane system. The record is from RefSeq and is a predicted model, not a curated record. Bases 256 to 1866 code for a protein of 536 amino acids. Lineage: Eukaryota; Metazoa; Chordata; Actinopteri; Characiformes; Serrasalmidae. The transcript is spliced from 17 exons.